AGGGAACAUGUACCCGUCUGUGUGCGUUGCAUCAUGGAAGGGAGUGAGACAUGAGUACGAAGCUGGUUCAAAAGCUACGCUUAUGGUGCUACUUAAAGAUGCAUUUGGGAACGGUAUCUCUAAGACGACUCAAGUGUCCUAUUUGCCUGAUUUCAAGUUGUCUGUUUUGCAUGAAAAUGGAUCUGUUACAAGUGCUCCAGAUAUCUUUAACAUGGGGUGGACUGAGUUUGAUUAUAUAGUCAUUGAGUUUAUUGUGACAAAAGCUGGAAAGUUCUCAUUGAGCUUAGAAGGAGGAAAUCAAACCUUGAAGGGUUCUCCAUUACCAUUGAAGGUGAAUCCAGGAGCUAUAGAUGUCUCUAACUGUAUCGCCAAAUGGAACGUUGAAUCUCAUGCAUGGCAAUUGUCUUCCAAGAUGGAAAUCUUUAUACAUCAGUUAGAUAAAUACGGAAAUCUGGUUUCUGGACUGUAUCCUUUUGAUUCUGAAGUUGUUGAAACUGACACAAACUUGUCGAUACCGAUAUCAGAUCUCCAUUUUCAAGAAGUGGACGCUGGAAUUCAGUUGUUUUCGUUUAGCAAUUUUGAGCCAGGGAACUUCCUAUUGACAAUAUAUGAUUCCAAGCAUAAUAAAAGCAUUUCCAACAUGCCAUAUGUUUAUACUGUUUUUAUAGGUUACUGUGAUGGGGUUAAAAGUGUUGUUAAUGGAUCAGGUUUAAAUGAUUCAGUAGCUGGUGUAAAGGAAGAAUUCUCUGUGUAUUUGAAUGACAUCUAUCAAUAUCCUUCCCCUGUCCAAGCAAACAUACUUCAAGUACAAAUUUCAAUAGAAAAUGACUCGUACAGAGUUAUGCCAGUCAUAUAUCCUGUGCAUGACAAUAAUGGGAGCAGAAUAGCUUCAGGAUUGAGAUAUGAUGGUAUCGGUCACAUGGAAACUGUGCCAUCAUCUUCAAUAGUGUUGAGAAACAAUUCUAAUGGGAGUGGGAGCUUUAUCAUGGCAAGUGAUUUUCGUGUGGAUUACAUACCAGAAAAAAGUGGAUUUUAUGAUAUUAAUGUAUAUUGUGGAAACAUAUUAUUGAAUGAGGGACAUUCUUUCCGAAAAGAGGUAAAAGCAGGUGAAGUAAAUGUUUCCUUGUCAAGUGUCAUGAGGUUUUCUCCAAAGGUGCCAAAGCUGUCCAAAAAUGAAAUAGUUGUCCAGCUUGUGGAUUCUUAUUUAAACCCUGUCCUCUCCCAGCAAUCAAGGUUGAAAUUGGAGAUUGCUUCUGUCAAUAGUUCUGGCUUUUCAACUUUGGACAUUACAGACAAUAAGGAUGGAUCAUACAGCUGCAGUUACAUGGCCAAAGAUGUUGGCACUUACGAGAUUUGUGCUUCCUUUGAUGGCAAAAGUUUCUUAUCAUGUCCCUUCAGUAUCAAUGUGUACAGCAGUGACUAUUUUCCAAAAGCCAACAAUGAUACAAUAUCUAUUUGGGAGGACCAAUCCGUUGCCUUUGAUGUCUUAGCAAAUGAUUAUUUUGCUGGUGAUAAUGCAAGUAUAGUUGAAUUCUCAAAAUCAGAUCACGGUUCACUUAUACAGAAUGGAAGGAUCUUUCGGUACACUCCUUAUAAAGGGUAUUAUGGAAAUGAUUCCUUUUGGUAUACAAUUUCUGAUAUAAAUGGAAAUCUUGCUUCUGCUUCCGUGUGCAUAUUUGUUCUCAAUGUUCCACCUCAGUUUGUUUCUGCUCCAAAUCAACUGCAAGCAACAGAAGAUUCAAUAAGUCCUAGAUUUGGUGGUUUCACCGGGUUUGAGAUAACUUAUUCAAAUCCUAUGGAAAAUAUUUCUGUCAAUCUUAGUGCUCAAUCUGGAAUUGUACUUCUGUCUCCUAUGGCUAUGCAAUUUGGGCAAGUAAUGUGGAGUGAACUUACAGUUGACACAGGAAAUGAAACUGCAACCAGUUUAAUAAUAGAAGGCUCUGUGGAAGUUAUUAAUGUUGCGCUUCAGUCAAUUCAGUAUCUGGGAAAUGAAAAUUUUUAUGGAGGAGAUACCAUUCAAGUCUCAACCAGGAAUAAGAACGGAGUAAAUUCACUUGGUGUUCCAAUUUUUGUUGAUCCUAUCAAUGACCCUCCAUUUAUUAGAGCCCCCUACUUCAUCAUAUUGAGGAGUAAUGAAGAUGAGACCCUUAUCUUUGACCAAGAGAAAGAUAAGUUUGACUUUUUCAUUGGAGAUCCCGAUCUUCUUACCUUCCCUGGUAUGGNAACUGUAUCGCCAAAUGGAACGUUGAAUCUCAUG
Molecule: messenger RNA, 2257 nt
Organism: Vigna umbellata (rice bean)
Lineage: Eukaryota; Viridiplantae; Streptophyta; Magnoliopsida; Fabales; Fabaceae
Source: RefSeq, a predicted model, not a curated record